AUCAAUGAAAAGGAUAGUAUAUUGUUCUCAUUUAUUGAUUCAGAAUCCUAAUUUAAUUUCGGUAUUUAGAGUACAGCCUCCUUUUCAAAAAUCGGAACUCUUUUCAGAUUCUUCAAUUUGCCAGCCAUCUGUUUAGAGCAGAAGCAAUGAGUAAUGGAGUCUCUAGCAUCGACACAAUUCCUACCAGAAUUGAGGGGAAGUUCAAGGCAACGGCGGUUUGUUGGUUUCUUGGGCUUGGAUCUCUCGUAUCUUGGAAUAGUAUGCUGACAAUUAGUGAUUAUUACUACAAAAUUUUUCCAGAUUACCACCCUUCAAGAGUACUCACUCUGGUUUAUCAGCCAUUUGCGAUCGGGUCCAUGGUGAUUCUUGCUUACAAAGAGGCCAAGAUCGAUACAAGGAAAAGAAACAUUUUUGGUUACACCCUUUUCUGCCUAAGCACAUUUGCACUUCUCUUGAUCGAUAUAGCCACAUCAGGGAAAGGGGGGAUUGGAAAUUAUAUAGGCGUGUGCGUGUUUGUUGCUGCUUUUGGAGUUGCAGAUGCUCAUGUUCAAGGUGGAAUGGUUGGGGAUUUAUCCUUCAUGUGCCCUGAAUUUAUGCAGUCAUUCUUCGCUGGUGUGGCUGCUUCGGGCGCCCUAACCUCCGGCUUGAGGCUUGUCACAAAAGCAGCAUUUGAUAAGAAAGAGGAUGGCCUUAGAAAGGGAGUUAUGAUGUUUCUUGCAAUCUCGACGCUCUGUGAGUUUCUGUGUAUAUUCGUCUACACUUUCGUGUUUGGGAAAUUGCCUAUUGUGAAGCAUUUCCGGAAGAAGGCAGCAUCAGAAGGGUCGAUGACAGUUACAGCCGAUCUUGCUGCAGCUGGGAUCAAGACUGCAGAUGGCGAAACUGUAGAUGAUGUUAAGCAGGAUAGGUUGAGCAACAAGGAGUUGUUGCUUCAAAACCGUGGUUAUUGUUUUGACCUUUUCCUUAUAUACGUGCUCACUCUGUCAAUUUUCCCUGGCUUCUUGUACGAGAACACGGGUGAACAUGGGCUAGGUGAUUGGUAUGCGCUUGUCCUAAUAGCAAUGUACAAUGUUUGGGACCUGAUAGCAAGGUACAUUCCUCUGAUCGAUUGCAUAAGGUUGGAAUCGAAAAAGGGUCUUAUGAUAGCAUGCUUGUUGCGUUUCUUGCUCGUUCCUUGCUUCUAUUUCACGGCCAAGUAUGGGGAUCAAGGGUGGAUGAUUUUCUUGGUGUCGUUCUUGGGGGUGACUAACGGGUACCUAACUGUUUGCGUCCUCACAGUUGCCCCGAGAGGCUAUAAGGCACCAGAGCAAAACGCGUUGGGGAAUUUGUUGGUAGUGUUCCUUCUUGGCGGUAUAUUUGCUGGCGUUGUUCUUGACUGGUUGUGGGCCAUCGGUAAAGGCCCUUUCUAAACGCCUCGUUUUGGUUUGAUGUUAUAAUUGUACACAGUUGAAGUUGAUGGUUGGUUUCACCAUUUAUAUAUUUCGUGUAAGAGGAAUUGUAUUCAUAACUUAUUUCCAUCUCACUCACGUUACGUA
Salvia splendens (bonfire salvia) is the source of this 1532-nucleotide messenger RNA. RefSeq names its product equilibrative nucleotide transporter 3. Gene Ontology annotation, biological process: nucleoside transmembrane transport. Gene Ontology annotation, cellular component: plasma membrane. The record is from RefSeq and is a predicted model, not a curated record. The transcript has 10 exons. Gene Ontology annotation, molecular function: nucleoside transmembrane transporter activity. Lineage: Eukaryota; Viridiplantae; Streptophyta; Magnoliopsida; Lamiales; Lamiaceae. The coding region runs from base 147 to 1406 and encodes 419 amino acids.